Molecule: messenger RNA, 435 nt
Organism: Cladocopium goreaui
Lineage: Eukaryota; Dinophyceae; Suessiales; Symbiodiniaceae
Source: the annotation of a GenBank genome assembly
CCAGGUGGCGCAGCCUCCUCCGGCCAGCAGCGUUCCUAAAAAGGUGCUUCCGAGCUUCACCUUGGAAGAGCUGCAAACGAUGCCCAUCAGCAAGCUGAAGAAUCAUUGCUUGCAGUAUGGCAGGAUGCCGCACGGACCGGUGGAGCGAACGGACUUGGUGAACUUGCUGAAGCCCUUCGCAACAGGUGCCCGGUCCACGCUGACAACAGCUCCGGCCACACUGCCGGGCGCGGUGCCAGCGCCGGCGUCAACGGCGGCGUCGACGGCGCCGGCGGCGAAGCCGGAGGGUGAUGGCUUCAGUUUGGAGGAGCUGAAAACCAUGAGCAUGAAAAUGCUCAAAACGUUCUGUUUGCGACAUAAGGUGAUGCCGCACGGACCGGUGGAAAAAUGUGACCUGCAAAAGGCUCUGGAGCCUUUCGCGAGAUGAGCGGAAAA